AUGGAUACGGACUAUAAUCAAGGAUUGAAGACGAUUAAUGAAAAUAAAUUAUCAGAUCAACCAGUAGAGGAAAAGAAACGACGUAGAAAAUGUCAUGGUAAUCGAAAAGUACAACGAUUUCGUAAGAAAUGUCGUGCUCAAGGAAUGAAACCACAAAACAUUGAGAGAAAAAUCAAGAAGAGAUUUGGUGAUUCUCAUACAAAUCAGCCAACAUCCAUCAUCAAGAACAAUGAUUCAAUUGACCAUCAUCCUAAAACAAACAUAACAUUGAAUCAGAGUAUUAAAAAGACUUCUAUCAAACGAAAACGAGAACCCGUUCGAUCAUUGAGUCAAUUUUCAAUUUCACAACCAGAACCAAAGAAAGUAAAAAAGAAACAAAAUAUAAUUCAGACAUUAGUGCCAAAACCCGAUAAAGUGUAUCGAGUAGCAUCAUAUUUGAAACGACCACCAAGAUUAUUGAUCCAAGCAUUAGGUCGACAACUGGAUCAUCCAAUUAAGACUAAAUCGGAACAAAAAUUUAUUUAUUCACGAUUAAAACUAUUAGAUUUACAAUUUUGUUUAAAUAUACAUCAAUCUCUUUGGCAAUCUUAUUUUGAUCUUAGCUAUGAACAACAUCAAUGGUCAGAUCAUUUAUAUAAGAUAACGAAAACCAAUGAACCUCAUUCAUGUCAAAAAUUCAUACAAGAAUAUUUGACUCAUAUACAACAGCAAUUAGAACAAUGUAGUACACAGUUGAAUUUACAAGCAACAACUUGUCCUGAAAAAUUGACGAUAACUCUCCUUGAUCAUCAUUUAAAAGAAUAUGUCUGUUCACAACAAAAACGAUUCACUCGUAAAAUUCAUCAUCAACUAAAACGAUUCAAAGAUGAGUUACAUGAAAAACGACUUUAUCGUAUAUUAUUUGACAAUAAUCUGACAAGUGACCAGAAGGAAGCAAUCAAUCGUCUUAUUCAUCUACGAGAAACAGAAUUACAAAUACGAAAAGAAUUGUUACUGUUAGAACAACGAAUUCUAUCAAAACUAUUACCUUCUAAUUUUGAUCAAUUAGAUACACUGAUUGCAUCUGAUUUCUAUACACCAGUUCUUGAAGACCAAUAUUCACUUAAUUACAAACUAAAACGUUCAAAAAUCUUACAAGAAACGAAACGAACUUGGCUUGAUAUACUAAUGGAAUCUUACGAUGUCAAAAUGAAAGAAUGUAAUCGACAAUAUCAAGAAGAGUUAACACAAUUAGAGUUAGACAUUUCCAAACAUCAACAGCAUCAUCACGAUGCACGUGUUCUAUGUCGUACUGUUCAAGUUUAUAUAAAACAUCGAACUAUUCAAAUCAAGAAAGAUACAUUUCAACAAAUGAACAAUUUUCAUGGGAAACUUAGUCGUCGUCGUCAACGCUCUAAAAAAGCAAAGCAAACAAUUGGCGUGUCUCCAGAAGUGAUACUCAAUGUGAAUGAUCAUUCAUUGGCUAUGAUUGGACAUGAGUAUCUUUCUCGACAUGGAAAUUAUAUUCGACCAAAUCGUACUGCUCUUCGUUCAUAUAAGGAACGAGUAAAAAUAGUUCAAGAGCAACAUGAAAUCAUGAUAAAUCAAAUGAUAUUACGGCUUUCGGAAAAAUGUCACAUAAAUGCUAAAUCAAACAUUUUCAAACAAUUUUCUGAACGUCUUCAAGCUUGUCUCAUGCGUCACUAUAUGGCUCCACUGCCAUUUAUUGAACACGUUCGCGCUCAACGUGAUUUACAGACGAUGAAGUUGAUUCGUCGUAAACUCAAGAAAAACCAAUUACUUCUUCGAGAAACAGAUAAAGGUGGCAAUUUGUAUGUAGCUCAUGUAAAUGAAUUUGAAGAAAAGGCAAUUGAAUAUCGAAUGAAAACAGGUGCCUAUGAAGAAUUAUCAUCAAGUCCCAUUGAAGAGAUUUUAAGUAAAGUCACUCGCUUACUCAAUGAUCUUCAUGCCAAGCCCAACCAAAUUUCACCUCAACAAUAUAAAAAAAUUAUACCAAGUCGAUUAACUGUCGAGUUAGCCUAUAUGUAUUACAAUCCUAAAGCACAUAAGGUAAUGUCUCGCCUACUAUUUAUUACUCGUUUUUUUUCAAAUUCAAUAACUAUUUGCUUUUAUCUUCUUCUAAUUAUAAUCCAAUAA
Rotaria socialis is the source of this 2136-nucleotide messenger RNA. The record is from the annotation of a GenBank genome assembly. NCBI's taxonomy places the organism in Eukaryota, Metazoa, Rotifera, Eurotatoria, Philodinida, Philodinidae.